AUGGCCACCCGCCUCGCCAUCGCCGCGCUCCUCCUGCUCGCCUCCGCCUCCUCCACCGCAGCCGCGGCCGGCGAGGAGGUGGCCGGGAAGGUGGCUGUGGCGCUGUACUACGAGUCGCUGUGCCCCUACUCGGCGCGCUUCGUGGUGAACCACCUCGCCAAGGUCUUCGUGGACGGCCUCCUCGAGGUCGUGGACCUCACGCUCGUCCCCUACGGCAACGCCGGGAUCCACCCCGGCGGAGUGAUCUCCUGCCAGCAUGGUCCGUACGAGUGCCUUCUCAAUACCGUGGAAGCUUGCGCCAUCGACGCCUGGCCGGAUUUGGAUGUGCAUUUCAGCUUCAUCUACUGCGUGGAGGACCUGGUGGUGAAGCGCCAGUACAAGGAUUGGGAGUCCUGCUUCCAGAAGCUGGGCCUCGACCCCGAGCCUGUAACACAAUGCUACAACAGCGAACAUGGCCACAAGCUUGAGCUCGAGUACGCGAACCAGACUAACGCUCUCGAGCCCCCGCACCGGUAUGUCCCCUGGGUGGUCGUCGACGGGCAGCCCCUGCUAGAGGAUUACGAGAAUUUCGAGGCUUACACCUGCAAGGCCUACAAGGGCACUCCACCGAAGGCCUGCGAGGGGCUGGGACGUCUGCAGAUGGCGCUCGAGACAGCGGAGGCGCGCAACGGCGUCAGCUACAACUCCGGCGUCAGCAAGCUUGCAACUGCUGAAGAUGGGGGUAGGGAGCAGCAGUAA
This is a messenger RNA of Miscanthus lutarioriparius, 738 nucleotides long. The record is from the annotation of a GenBank genome assembly. Lineage: Eukaryota; Viridiplantae; Streptophyta; Magnoliopsida; Poales; Poaceae.